GAGAGUUGUACCUGUCUGCAUGGAAUUUUAAUUCUGAUGCAAGUUUUGAAAAGAAUGCAUUGGCAAGAAAGUUUGCUUUUGAUUUCCCAGCUUCUUUCCAUCUUGGAAAGAUAUACACAGUACUUUGUACUUCAUCCUUUGUAUCAUGUAAUCCAGUGAGAGAGAGAGCUGUUCAGAGCAGCCAGAGCAUACUGCUUCCAGUUUGGGUGCGCAUAUAGCUGUAUCCCAGCUGCAGGCACGCUGCCUUCAGCAGCAUGGGGAGGACAAUCUGCUAGCCAGCACCGAAGUCAGUGCCCAGAAGAUUUGAGUAUUUUGCCCACAGAUAGGCAGACUUCAGUUUGAUCACAUGAUCUUGGGAGUGCCAAUGGCUUCUUCAUGAGUAAAAGCCAAAGAAUAAAUGGGGACCUGAAGGGUCUCUUAUCCAGAGCUCCUGCAGGGAUCUGAACUGGGGCUCACAGUGCCUAGGAAGUUGAGCAGCUUUUCCCUCUGAGAGUUACAAGUUCAGUUUCUCCCCAGGAGCAUCUCUGCAAAAUGGGUUUUCUCUCCUUCAGGGCAACCAAGUAACAAAAAGCCAUAGAUGCAGUUGGUUAUGAGGCAGAGGAGUUGGUUACUGGCCUAUGGAGACUAGACUCUCGCAGCACUAGAAGUACUGGCUUUGUGCAUACUUCUCUCUUCAGAAUUGGGGUGAAGGUUUUAAGACCUGGAAGGAUGUCUUUUGGAAUCAGUUAUUUGUAAAUUGUAUUAACUCAGGAGUGCCACUCCUGUUGUCUCUAAGUAAGUGUUUGUUUCCCACAGUCAGAGAAUGACCAACAGGUCUGUGUAAAUUUAACUCCAGCAUCUUUUGUGAUACAAAAUACAACUUGAGGCACAGUCUAGACAAGAUGUCCUCAACAUGUGAACCCUCUGAGGGACCUCUUUUAGGUCUCGAGGAUUUCUCAUCCAGAGUAUCUGUUCUUGCCGUAAGAUUGUCCCUCAGUAAGAGUACUUAUUAAAGUCCCCAUUACCAUGUUAUGUUGUUAGUUGGAUGAACUAGCUGUGAGUUCGUUUACAAGUGCCACCUGCAAGUGAUGUUGCAUUUAAAUUUUUAGGGUGUCAUUCGUAAAGUGUGACCUGUGAGAGUGAGCACCAUUUUUUUGGACAGAGAAUUAUUCUGGGUUUUGGUUGUGUUUGUUGGGUUUUUGUGGAUUUUUCAAGAUAAACUGGUUUUCUGCUUUGGGAAGGGGAAGAACUGAUCCAAACAGAGGAGUAAAGACUUGCAGAAUCAAUGUUUAAGACUAGCAGGAAUAAAUCAUCCCCAGCUAUCAGAAGCUGGUGGUUCUGAAGCUGCGAUGGCUGACCCUCAUGUUGUGUAUGUAAUCUUGCAGGUUGCAAUUCCCCCAGCUGGCCCUGAGGCGAAGGUUGGGCCAGCUGAGCUGUAUGUCUAGGCCUGCUCUGAAACUCCGUUCUUGGCCUCUGACUAUUCUCUAUUAUCUUCUGCCUUUCGGUGCUCUUAAGCCCUUGACCAGAGUGGGAUGGAGGCCUGUGAGCAGGGUUGCUCUGUACAAAUCGGUUCCGACUCGCCUGCUCUCACGAGCCUGGGGUCGCUUGAACCAGGUGGAGCUGCCGACAUGGCUCCGGAAGCCUGUUUACAGCCUGUACAUCUGGACAUUUGGAGUGAACAUGAAGGAGGCAGCUGUUGAAGAUCUGCAUCACUAUAGAAACCUCAGUGAGUUCUUCCGCAGGAAGCUGAAACCGCAAGCACGGCCAGUCUGCUGCAUGCACAGUGUGAUCAGUCCCUCUGAUGGAAAGAUUCUUAAUUUUGGACAAGUAAAAAACUGUGAAGUGGAGCAAGUAAAAGGGGUUACUUAUUCUCUGGAAUCCUUCUUGGGACCUCGUGUCUGUACAGAGGAACUGCAUUUUAGCCGGGCCCCAUCUGGUAACUCUUUUCAGCAACAGCUAGUCACAAAGGAGGGGAAUGAGCUCUACCACUGUGUAAUCUACCUUGCACCAGGGGAUUAUCACUGCUUCCAUUCCCCCACUGACUGGAGAGUGUCACACCGGCGUCAUUUCCCAGGCUCUCUGAUGUCUGUGAAUCCCGGAGUUGCUCGCUGGAUCAAGGAGCUGUUCUGCCACAAUGAACGAGUUGUCCUUACAGGUGACUGGAAACAUGGCUUCUUCUCUUUAACAGCUGUAGGAGCAACUAAUGUGGGCUCUAUUCGCAUCUACUUUGACCAGGACUUGCAUACCAACAGUCCUUCUUACUCUAAAGGUUCCUACAAUGACUUCAGCUUCAUAUCCAACAACAACAAGGAAGGGAUCCCCAUGAGGAAAGGGGAACAUUUAGGGGAAUUUAACUUAGGGUCUACAAUUGUACUCAUCUUUGAGGCACCCAAGGACUUCAAAUUCCACCUCAAAGCUGGACAGAAAAUCCGUUUUGGAGAAGCACUGGGCUCUCUAUAGCAACUCUCAGCAAGGUGGUUUUCUACACAAAGGGACUCUUAUCACACCACUGAGUGUUUCAUUUAACAAGUAUGUAUCACUCAGCAGGACCUGGGUGAGGAAAACUGAAGAAUGUCAUUGCUAUGUUAAAACUGAGAGCAUUUGUUUUACACUGACAUGCUGCUGAAUGCAGAAAGAGAAUUGAAUGACCAGAGGUGUAUCAGGUACAGCUGCCUUUAAAGAUGUUGGCCAUGGAGGUUUCAUGGAGGACCCAUCCUGUGCCUGUAGUCUUUCAUGUUCUCCCUUCAAUGUGCCACAGGGAAAUUUUGUUCUUAAACCCUUUUAAGCCCUCCAAGGCUGUGCAGGUGCAAUGGGGAAGGGUAGAGAUUAGCUGUAUUUAAAGGGACAGUGACAGGCUGAGUCAGACCUUGUACCUGCAAUGUCUGUUUUUCAGACUUUGAAUAAAGAAUGUGUUCUCAUUUUAUUCUGACAUACUCUGAUGAAGCUUUUAAAUAAAGGUAGCUGUGAAUGCAGAGAGACAAAUAGUUCAGGGGGCGAGUAUGGAUUCACAGUUCAGAUAUGCAAAAUGUAGACAGCAUCAGUACAAUAAAUUGCACUCAUCCAGGUCUUCUACUGUUAGACAAUUCUUUUACCUGACAUUGUCCCUUUAAAAAUGGACUUUGCACUGUAUUUUAAACCUGAAAACACUGUGUCUACAUUCCAUGUGAUGAAACUGGUCAUCUUGGGUUUUUCUUUUAGAGAAGUAAGAGUAGACAAAGCUGUGUCCUCUUCCUAAUCUAUGGUUCUAUUUUUCUCUUCCAGGCCUUAAAGAUUUUGUUUGUAUGAGAGGCAGUAUGGAUUAAGGUGUUAGAAGAGGGAAUAUUUUUCCUUGUGUGAUGCAAUAAGGUAGCAGCCAAAAUGUUUUUACUCCUUGCAAUGCAUCUUCAUUGUUGCUUUGUCACUAAAAGCUUGAAGAAUUACUUUCUCUAUUUAGUGAAGUUUCAGAUACUUCAGGACCAAUUUUUAUUGCACCGAGUGAAGUACAUCUAUGCACUGACUGUGUAUAAAGAUAUUAUGAAUCUUUGAAGCAAUCCCAGAUUGCCUCCCAGGUGUGAACCUGGCCAUCCUGUAAUGGACUGGCAACAAUUUCAUCUUAUUCAAAAGAUGACUCUGACUUUUGUCCUCAUGCUAGGAAUGUGCUGAGGACAAACCUCUGUGCUGAAGCUUCAUCCUACAGCAAAACUUCAGAGCUUUCUUGUAACACCAUGUCAAGAAGAGUUUGAAAUCUAACACUUUGGGAGCUAUCUAAUGUGGCACUGACAGAAACUGGUGCCAAAGUGAAGAAGAGGCAUUGAGUUUUAAAUGUAUUAUUUGUUUUUAGAGAAUAAACUUGUUUCAGGCCCAGGCACUCAAACAUUUAAAACUGACUUUGCUGUCCAGAGCCUGGUGGAGUGAACAUGCCUUUCUGCUUUCUCAAAGAUUCCUAUUACUUUCUUGCUUGAGCUAAUUUUCUGCUACUUUAAGGAGAUUGUAGGCUUUAACUAGCUCUGAUUUUCUAAAGAAAAACUUCUUUGUAUGCACUGCAGAAAAGAGAAUAUAAUUUUGUUGUACAAAUGUCCAGUUUGCCAAGUCCUGUAUGCUUAGCUUGUCAUCAGGAAAGAUGGGAUGAUAAACUGCCUCAAUGACUUCAGUUAUGGUGGCUGGUUGGGUGACAAGCAGGAAAAAAUUCAUUUGGCUCCAGGAGUCAAUGUUUCCUCACUUUACAUGAGGAGGAGUUUGAAAGCUUGAAGUGGCUCUCAGCCACCCAUCUUGUUAAAUUCCUUGGCAUUAGCAAGUUUACUCCUGCAGCAGUAUGUUAUCAUAUACAGGUUAUAGAAACAUGCACUUUUAAAACUGUUGCUAUUUAGAAAAGACGAAGGCAAACAUCAACCCCAGAGGCUGAAGCUAUGACUACUAGCCUUUUAACUAAAUAUCAUAACAGUAGAAGGCAAAUUCAUUCCAGUGGAUGACGGGAAAGACCACUGAAUCUUUUUCCCCUUUUCCACUGGGGCCUCUGCCACCCAGACACAGCCAAAGCAACUUUGAGCUUUAAUUUCUCCAUGCUCAGCAUCACCAUCCACAGUAUCUGAAGGUUAUUGUUAGCCUAGUAACGGAGCACAGGUUACCUGGUGUGUGCUUUAUUAGAAACGUAAGGAGGAGAGGAUUCAGCGUGCAAGUGGCUGGUUUUGUGAUAGUCUUAAUACUGUGCAGAGCUAGCUGAUUAACAAACAAGUUUUGUUAUGCAGUGGUCAGCAAUGCACCCUGGAAGUGAAAAAGCAAAGUUCCUAGAGGGUACUGAUAAUGCUGUGAAUUUCUCCUGCAUGGAGAAUCCAUUUAAUUCAACUGUAUCAGUAGCAUGCUAUUUUUGUAUGUCAAAGUGUAUGACUUACUGACAUGAACUCAUUUAAUUGCAAAGAUUUUGAAAUAAAGAGUCUUAUCAGUGUUGCUUA
Molecule: messenger RNA, 4907 nt
Organism: Melopsittacus undulatus (budgerigar)
Lineage: Eukaryota; Metazoa; Chordata; Aves; Psittaciformes; Psittaculidae
Gene: PISD
Product: phosphatidylserine decarboxylase
Exons: 6
Coding region: 1417-2439 (340 amino acids)
Biological process (GO): phosphatidylethanolamine biosynthetic process
Cellular component (GO): mitochondrion
Molecular function (GO): phosphatidylserine decarboxylase activity
Source: RefSeq, a predicted model, not a curated record